ACAUCACCCACUCAAUUCUCGAAUUGUUGGGACUGGGUCCCUCAGAGGCUGAAAUCAGGAUGGAGACUAUUUCCAGAAUAUCCUCGAUGCUGGAAACAGCUCGAGAGCUCACCCUAGAGGCCGCCCAGUCCGCCGCGAGCAAUCGCAGCUCGAAUAUCGAUUAUAACUCGCGCACGUACAGUGUACCUCAUAUCAACAAGCUCCUGGACAGUCGCCAUGAGCGGGAGGUGCUGGAUGGAAUGCGGAAGGUCAUUUCAUUGAUGUAUCGCUCCGAACCCUCUCUCACGUUCUUCUCCGCCGUGGUCAAGAAUGCUCUCAGCGCCAACCUCGAGGUCAAAAAAUUGGUUUACAUUUACCUAGUCCAUCAUGCGGAAGCCGAGCCGGACCUGGCUUUGCUAUCCAUCAACGCGAUCCAAAAAUCCCUGACGGACCAGAACCCACAAGUACGAACGAUGGCUUUGCGGACCAUGUCGGGAAUUCGGGUUCCGGUCAUCAGCCAGAUCGUCUCGCUAGCCAUCAAGCGAGGAUGCGGUGAUAUGAGUCCACAUGUACGGAAGGCAGCAGCGUUGGCUAUCCCGAAAUGCUACCGCUUGGAUCCGAACACGCUGCCACAGUUGACAGGAUAUAUCUCUACUCUUCUAGGAGACCCCCAGUACUUCGUGGUGGGUCCCGCGGUCUCUGCGUUCUUGGAAGUAUGUCCAGAGCAAAUCGACUUGAUUCAUAAGCAUUACCGGAGCUUGGUCAAGAAACUUGUGGAUAUGGAUGAAUGGGGCCAGCUCGCUACGCUGCGUCUUUUGACCAUCUACUCCCGGAAAUGCUUCCCCCGCCGGACCCAAAAGGUCAAACAAGCCGUCACUAGCAAAUCAUUCUACGAUGAUGAGGAGCAGGGCCAGAUCGACCCGGGCGACGGCCCAGAGUACGAAGUCCAGAUCAUUGAUCCUGACCUCGAGCUUCUUCUACGGGCAUGCAAGCUACUUCUGCAAAACCGCAACUCAGCCGUUAUUGUCAGCGUCGUGCGCUGUUUCUUCUACCUCGGCACCCCCGAAUAUCUCAACGCAGCCAUCGGUCCCCUGGUGGCUCUUCUUAGAAGCCCCCAGGAUAUGCAACUCAUUGCUCUCUAUAACAUUGUGACUGUUGCUCUGAGAGACCCUAAGCCGUUUACUAAAUAUAUCGCCCGCUUCCUAGUCCAUGCAAAUGACCCACCGCAUAUCUGGCGUCUGAAACUGGAGAUCUUGACUAUCAUUUUCCCUCACUGUGGGAAACACUGGAAGGGUGUCGUCAUCAGUGAACUGGAGCAUUUCUCUAAAGGCACCGACCCGGAGCUCGUUCGAGAGAGCGUGCGGGCCAUUGGACGCUGUGCUCAGGGCGAUGCCACUACCGCAGAUAUGUGUCUGCGUAUUCUACUCGAUCAGAUCUCUAGUUUGGACGGUAACCUGGUUUCCGAGUCUCUGACAGUGAUCCGCCACCUUAUUCAACAAGACCCACCCUCGCACAAACAGACUGUCAUUAAACUCGUCACACAUCUUGGCACAACGACCAAUCCCGACGCUCGAGCCACAAUAAUCUGGCUGGUGGGAGAAUUCGCAGGUGCAGACCCAGGACAUAAUAUUGCACCUGAUGUGCUCCGCAUCUUGAUCCAGGGGUUCGCAGAUGAAACCGAGGUUGUCAAGCAGCAGAUCGUCCUUCUCGGAGCCAAAGUGUACCUCCACCAUCUUCUACAAAAUGCACCUCCGGAAUCAUCAGAACCUGUCUCCUCGAAUCCUGAGACUGCAACCAACCUCGGACAGGCAAUCCACAACGAGUGGACCGAGGAACAAAAGGAAGAGAAAAAGAGUUUUGAUGAGCCUCAGCAACCUGAGGAUGCCAAGGAAGAAAGUGAAGACCGCAUCACUCUUCUUUGGCGCUACAUCCUGCUUCUUGCCCGCUACGACACUUCAUACGACCUUCGUGAUCGUGCUCGUCUGUACAAGGCGCUUCUUGCUACUCCGUCAUCUACCCAGCUAGCUAACCUGCUACUCUUGGCUCCUAAACCCGUUCCGCAUGCCCCAAGCCCCUCGGAGACACGGAAGGAUCUACUCAUCGGAACCGCCACGCUUGUCGUUGGUCAAGACGCAGGCUACCAUGGUCUCCGAGGCUAUUCCAACCUUCCUGACUGGGUCGAGUCUGGCAAAGAGCCUGAUGCUAGCCUCAGAACGGAAGAUAUCAAGCCAGAGACGACAACCCUCCAGAGCUCAAUGACCGCCGGCGCGCGACUUGAUAAGGCGCUCCGUGAACACGAGACUAUCGUGCCACCGCGAAGAAAUGGCGCGGCUCCAGCAGGAGGGCCGUCUGGCAGGAAGACUUUGGACCAGUGGCUCGAUGAGGAGGAAGAGGAGACCGACUCCGAAACCGAGACAGAAGGCGAGACUGACUCAGAGGAAGAGACCGACUCGGAAGAGGACUCUGACGAGGAUUCGGAGGAAGAUGACUCUGAGGAUGAGGAUGUUGAGGAUGAGGAAGAGGAGGAAACUGAUUCCGAGACUGAAGCUGUGCAUAAGGAGGCUCAGCAGCUGCUUGGUUAG
Penicillium subrubescens is the source of this 2561-nucleotide messenger RNA. RefSeq names its product AP-3 complex subunit beta. Gene Ontology annotation, biological process: vesicle-mediated transport; intracellular protein transport. Lineage: Eukaryota; Fungi; Ascomycota; Eurotiomycetes; Eurotiales; Aspergillaceae. The transcript has 3 exons. Gene Ontology annotation, cellular component: AP-3 adaptor complex; membrane coat. The record is from RefSeq and is a predicted model, not a curated record. The coding region runs from base 60 to 2561 and encodes 833 amino acids.